This is a messenger RNA of Aureococcus anophagefferens, 603 nucleotides long. RefSeq lists its product as hypothetical. The transcript has 3 exons. The record is from RefSeq and is a predicted model, not a curated record. Lineage: Eukaryota; Pelagophyceae; Pelagomonadales; Pelagomonadaceae. Gene Ontology annotation, molecular function: 5'-flap endonuclease activity. Bases 1 to 603 code for a protein of 200 amino acids.
AUGGGCGUCUCGGGCCUGCUCCCCAUGUUCCGCGGGUCGACGCAGACGGUGCACGUGUCGCGCUACACGCACGAGGUUGUCGCCAUCGACGGCUACGCGUGGCUGCACCGCGGCGUGCACGCCUGCGCGUCGGAGCUCGGCGCGGGCGGCGCGAGCGACAAGCACAUCGAGUUCUGCAUGGGCCGCGUGGCUUUACUGCUCCACUACAAGGUGAAGCCCCUGCUCGUCUUCGACGGCGGCGCGCUGCCGGCCAAGGCCGCCCAGGAGGCGAGCCGGCGCGGCAAGCGCGAGCACGCCAAGGCGAUGGCGAGCCAGAAGGCGCGCGAGGACUCGCAGGAGGAGGCGCGCAAGUGGUACGCCAAGUGCUCGACGCCGAGCGCCCAGCAGGUCGUGCUCGCGGACCUCUUCGCGGCGGGCCCGGACGUCAGCGCGAUCGACGUCCGGAGCUGGACGCAGCAUAUGUUCGUGACCAUGUGCGCGCUCGCGGGCUGCGACUACGUCGACGUCGAGGCCGUCAAGAACGCGCGCCGCCUCGUGGCGCGCUACAAGGACCGGAUGAAGGUCCUGCGGGCCUUGAAGUGGAGUAGAUACUACGGCAGCUGA